This is a messenger RNA of Rodentolepis nana, 171 nucleotides long. The record is from the annotation of a GenBank genome assembly. NCBI's taxonomy places the organism in Eukaryota, Metazoa, Platyhelminthes, Cestoda, Cyclophyllidea, Hymenolepididae.
AUGGGUUUUGAAAAUAUCAAUUAUGGUCAUCCCAAAAAUAACGGACAAGGUAGCCGCUGCUGCAGAGUUUGCUCCAACCAUCACGGCCUUAUCCGCAAAUACGGUCUUAACAUGUGCCGUCAGUGCUUUCGACAGUACUGCAGCAUAAUCGGCUUCAGGAAGCUUGAUUAA